Physcomitrium patens is the source of this 2614-nucleotide messenger RNA. Its product is annotated as basic leucine zipper 63. The record is from RefSeq and is a predicted model, not a curated record. Gene Ontology annotation, molecular function: DNA-binding transcription factor activity. NCBI's taxonomy places the organism in Eukaryota, Viridiplantae, Streptophyta, Bryopsida, Funariales, Funariaceae. Gene Ontology annotation, biological process: regulation of DNA-templated transcription.
AUCGGGCGGGGGUGGGCCCGCAUUUUUUUUCCGCCAAAGUGUAUAAACUCGUGCGUCUUGGUCGAUACAUAAUUUUGCAGUAGUUCACUUCACUCACUGCCAACCGAGGUGGUUCGAUGUCUUGAUUUGUAUGUAGCCUGCGGCGCAAUUGUCUGUGAUUUAAGCAAUCGGAUUUUGGCCUUUCUAGUCGGUGCGGAAUUUUGAAUCGAAGUCCUGUCGGUUGUGGGAAAAAUUGUGUCAAGCACUGAGAGAUUGUCUUGCUCGGUGCUGGAGUGUUUGAGACCGUUUGGUUCUGUUUAGGAACAGGUUUCUGCUUCUGGCUGACAACGUUGUCGAACGGGUGACGGCCUUGCGCUUUAGUGAUUCUUUGUAGAAUUUUUACAGUUUGUGCUAGGAGGUUGGACUAGUUCGUUCAGCUUCGAUGCACGGAGAUUUCGGGAGAGUCGUCUUGGGAAUUUGGAUCGAUUGUCGUAACUACCUCUGUCUUGUAUUCAGACAGCAGCAACAGUGUUGGUACGGUUGUUUGUGAAGUCGCUGAGGAUUCUUUGAUAUCUUUUGUUGAGUUGGUAAUCUUUCAUGAUAAAUAUCGAGAAGCGAAGGAGAUCCGUCCUUUGAAGAGCUUGAUGCAUGAAAAGCCUCACUGUUCUUGUUAACUUUCCGUUGACCUAGCGAACAUUCGAAUUAUUAGAUUUUUCUCUAUGUGUUGCUCAAUUGGAAGAGCGCCAACAAAGUGGAGCGAGCAGGGGUUGGGAUUAGUAUUCCACUCGGGAAAGUGUAACUCAGAAAAGUUCUAAUAUAAAGAGAAGGAUAGAGAGAAGCCUUGGUCAGCUUAUCAGAAAAAUUAAGAUUUAGAGCUCCUCCACAUACCUCGCUGAUUUAUUUCCACGUUGGAUAUGGAUCGCACCUCUUCCAUUGACAACUUCCUGAGUACUUUCUGGGGCGAAUCGUCUGCUGCUACUCUGGUGAAGAGCGGCAUGGAUCGUAGUGCCUAUGAAUUCUCCUUCCAAGAAUUUUCUAAGGAGAACACGAUUGCUGCUUCCUGCGGAGGAAACUGCCCAAAGAACCGCUUUCAAAAAUCUCAGUCCAAUGAGAUGCGGGAUCACGAUGAACAGAGCUCUUACAAUCUUCAAAUGUCGGGAAGAUUCAGUUCAGAGUUUACUCCAUUCAUGUUGGCGAGUGCUGAGGACCUCCUACCCAUGAACAACGCCUUAAACUCUGUCGAGGUCGACGACGCAGUGGUGAUUGAGGAUGCGCUAAAUCCCAUGUUUUCUGUUAUUCAAGAUGACGCCGAAAGAAUAUACUCGACUUUCUCCACUGGUGCAGCAUCCGUGGGCGACUCCAGCAGCCAGGAAUAUGAGGUCUUUCUCCAACAGAAGUUGGCAAUGGCGUGCGCUGCAGCGGCUCUCUCCAGAGUGAGUGGCGAGGGAGGACGUAAUGAAGGUACUUCGCGAACGAAAUUUGCGAUCGAAUUAUCUGCCACUAGCACUUUGGCAAGCAAAGUUCGGUGUGCACGUGUGGAUGUUAAGCCGUCGUCGCCAAAACCUGAAGUGGACGCAUCAACCUGGAAGCUCAAACUUACCACCAGCGGUUCAGAACUUUCUGAUGACGAAGAACAUGACAUGCUGAAUGAAAAUUUAUCACGAGGUGACCUUAAGCGUGUAAAGAGAAUGCUUUCAAAUCGUGAAUCUGCGAGACGCUCACGCAGAAAGAAACAGGCGCACUUGAGUGACCUAGAAACGCAGGUUGCGCAAUUGAGGGCCGAAAAUUCCACGCUUCUGCAAAGAUUGCAAGAGAUCACUUACAUGCACAAAGAUGCAUCUGUUGAUAACCGUAUUCUGAAGGCAGAUGUUGAAGCGUUGCGUGCCAAGGUGAAAAUGACAGAAGGUAUGGUGGCCCAGCAGGGUCAACCUAUGGUAAAUUUCAUUCCUGACUCCAAUUUGAGCUUUAUCUCCCCGAUCAUGAUAAGUGAGAGACCACUUCCGCAGCAAAUGAGGCACAGCUCAAUGAUGCGUUACGAUCAGCAACAACAGCAUCCAUGCAGCAUUGGGGGUAAGAUAUGGCGUUCGCCAUCAAUGCAACGGAUUGCCGGUCUGGAGCAUAUGCGUGUCCGCAAUGGGAGUUCCUGCAAUACAGCGGCUUGGGGUGGUUGGGAAAUGGAUAAACCUGCCAUCGUGCAGGGACAUGGCAUCUGAUUAAUGCCUCCACACUAAGAUGUCGAAGAGUGAAAUCGAUGUAUCCACCAGUUAUUUCGCGUGUAUUAGUCAGGAACAAGAGUCUAGGGUAAGUGGAAAAUGUUGAGAAAAUGACGUUUAUGCUCCAGAAAUACAGAGGGUUUCUUAAUUGGAAGGGUGCACAUAAUAUGGCUAGUGCGUGAGAGGUUGCGUAUCAUGCAUAAAAGCUCGUAGUCUGAGAUUGAUAUUGAGACUUGAAAAUAGUUGUUGCGGUUAUGAUGAACUGAGAAGCUGAGCGUGUUGCCUAGGUAUUGCCACAAUAGAAAGUAUUAAAUUUUAAUUUUUUCCGUAUUUGAAUAGUUAUUCACCUACAGAUAGCUCGUCUGAAUUGCUCAUGUUAAAUCCCGCAUUGAAUUUGAUCAUGUCUGCGACUCUCUUACACA